Messenger RNA from Capronia coronata CBS 617.96, 840 nucleotides. RefSeq lists its product as uncharacterized. Gene Ontology annotation, molecular function: enzyme activator activity; mRNA binding. Gene Ontology annotation, biological process: deadenylation-dependent decapping of nuclear-transcribed mRNA; deadenylation-independent decapping of nuclear-transcribed mRNA; positive regulation of catalytic activity. Bases 1 to 840 code for a protein of 279 amino acids. Lineage: Eukaryota; Fungi; Ascomycota; Eurotiomycetes; Chaetothyriales; Herpotrichiellaceae. The transcript has a single exon. The record is from RefSeq and is a predicted model, not a curated record. Gene Ontology annotation, cellular component: P-body.
AUGUCUCCUCGCCAGUCAGCUACAGCUGUACAGAACUCAGACUACGAGUCGGACUAUCAAGGCUAUCAGUCAGACUAUCCUACAAAAGCUCCUCCGCCGAAUCGCACCAACGAAGAGCUCAACCUGGCCGUGCUCAAACGUAUCAAUCCUGCAAUAUCCUCCAUCCUCUCAAUUGCUCCGUAUGCAGUUGUUUACGAAUUCUCUCCGAUUCCACAGCCAGAAUGGACGAAGACAGGGGUGGAGGGGUCAUUGUUCAUAUGCGAGCUUGUGCCAGGGCCGUACGGGGAGGAUCGGUACUGCGCGAUUGUCCUCAACAGAAGAGGAUUGGACAAUUUUGAGGCCGAGUUGAGAGAAGGAGAAAAUGCUGGUGUCGAAAUAACGGGAGAGUAUGUCAUAAUCAGCUUCAAGGAGGGCCACGAGCAGAAGAUCUAUGGCGUCUACAUCUUCCAUGACGCCCCGGGGUCGUCCACAGAGCACGCCAUGGAAAGAAACGGCGAAUUGAUGAAGUCCCUCGCCGAUCACGCCGGUGCGAGUAGACAAGCCGCUGAGGCUGCUGCGUCUGCCGCGGUUGCGCAACAUACGAAUGGACAUAUGCAACAGGCUGAACAGACCCUGCACAACCAGCAAGCCCACGCACCCAUGCCUGGGCAACCCGUCAAUCUUCAACAGCUUUUCGGCCAGCAACGAGCGUCCGAUGCAGGCUGGAGUGUGAGGACACAUAACCUGGAUGGUGGAGGUGAUUUUCCAGGCGCUAUGAACUUCUCAUCUCAAGGACCGCCUUUACAGAAGCCCGACGUAUUAGGAGAUCUGUUCAGGAGAGCAGGGCUCGCUCAAAGAUAA